Molecule: messenger RNA, 1194 nt
Organism: Linderina pennispora
Lineage: Eukaryota; Fungi; Kickxellomycota; Kickxellomycetes; Kickxellales; Kickxellaceae
Exons: 1
Coding region: 19-822 (267 amino acids)
Cellular component (GO): endoplasmic reticulum; membrane
Molecular function (GO): long-chain fatty acid-CoA ligase activity
Source: RefSeq, a predicted model, not a curated record
UUCAUGUCUGUCAUGCCCAUGGCCGAGCCAACCAACCUGAGCUUCCUCAACACUGCGCUGCUGAGCGGCUGCCCGAUCUGCGUCUGCGAGACUACUGACGCCGAGCUGUUUGCCACCCAGGCCUACCCUUUCAAGCCCACCUUCACCUACAUGAACACCACCAUCACCAGCGACUUCUUCCAGCUCUUCUACUCGCACAUUGAAAAGUACCCCAAGUUCGAGGCCAAUCUGUUCCACCGCGGCUACAAGUCCGUUGUCGACACCCUGAUGCGCGGCAUGCGCCCUAAGCGCAACUUUACCGACUUUGCCUACCUCCGCCACUACCGCAAUGUGAUCGGUGGCAAGCUGCGCCUGCUGUAUCUGUCCGCCGAUGUUCCCUCCAAGCAUGUCGAGUGGUUCCGCGCCCUGCACGGUGCCAACGUCAUCCCCAUGUUUGGCACUGCUCAGACCGCCGGUGUAGCCACCGCCGGAAUGUUCUACGAUUAUGCGUCGGCCAUCGAGAACCACAACGUCGGCGCCCCGCUAGCCUGCAACGAGAUCAAGCUGAUUGACACCAACCCCUUCACGGUUGAGGACAAGCCCAACCCGCGUGGCUCUGUCGCGAUCCGCGGCUCCAACGUCUCAGCGGCCCUGUGGAACGAGGACCCGGUUGCGCUCAACGACGGCUGGCUGACGCUGCCUGUUACCGCCGAGAUCCUCCCCAAUGGUACCUUUGAUAUCAUCGGCCCGCUGAGCACCAUUACCAAGUCGGACGCUGCCUCUGGCCUGGUCCUGGCCCAACCGCUUGAGCGCACGCUGCUGUCAACCAACGUGAUUACCUGAUGUCUGCGUGUUUGCUGAUUCCAAGUCGCGCAAGGUCUCGGUAGUUGCGCACCCACGCCCGAUGGCCCUGUACCGCGUCGCCCACAUGAAGAAGAAGACGUACAAGAUGAAGCAAAUCCAGGAUUACCCGUGGUGUGCUGAGUAUGUGCGCGCUGAGCUGCUCAAGGUCGCUGCCAGUAAGGGCUUUACGUGGGCUGCGGAGCUGGGCGAUAGCUUUGUAGUCAAGCUGGUUUCGGAGCCUUUCUCGCUCAAAAACCAGCUGGCGUUUGCUGAUGGUACUGUCAACCGCGCUGCCGUCAAGAAGCUGCUGGAGGCAUAAGUAACUGUAUUCGAAAUUGUGCAGUUUAAUUUCUAACAUGUAUUUGAAGCAUC